Molecule: messenger RNA, 1434 nt
Organism: Durio zibethinus
Lineage: Eukaryota; Viridiplantae; Streptophyta; Magnoliopsida; Malvales; Malvaceae
Product: WAT1-related protein At5g64700-like
Cellular component (GO): membrane
Molecular function (GO): transmembrane transporter activity
Source: RefSeq, a predicted model, not a curated record
CAAAAUCCAAGUUGUUGGGAUAAAAAAAAUAAGAAAACGAAACAAAAAAGAUACGAUUAUGAUGUACCACUAAGGAGAAUUUUCUGCAUCUUGCUCUCUAAUUUCAUCUCCAACAGAGACAGCAUAUGCUUUCUGGUUUUUCUAACACUUGUACUGAAAGCCUGAAGAUAUUGAUGAAGGGUUGAAGCUCAAUUGAUCAUAUUGAUACAGUAGCAGUGAAGAAAAUGGGUUCAAAGAAGCCUUUUCUGGUGGCGCUUCUGGUGCAUGCUCUUUCUUCUGGCAUGAUCUUACUCUCCAAGGCAGCAUUCGAUAUGGGUAUGAGUAUAUGUGUGUUUGUCUUCUAUAGACAAGUCGCCGGAACUAUUUUCUUGGUCCCUUUUGCUAUUGUUUUUGAAGGGAAAAAAGCCAAGCCACUUUCAUUAGUGACCUUCUGCAAGAUUUUUAUGGUUGCUUUACUGGGGAUUACCUUUCCCCUGAACAUUUACGGGUUAGCUCUCGUUUACACAUCUGCAAGUCUUGGUGCUGCCGCGGUUAAUUGCCUUCCCGUCAUAACAUUUGCCGUUGCAGUUUUACUCAGGAUGGAGAAGGUGACACUGAAGACAGUCCCUGGCAUUGCAAAAGUUGCAGGUAUAGUGGUGUGCAUGGCAGCGGUUGUUACUCUUGCUUUUUACAAAGGACCUGUUUUGAAACCUCUGUUCCAUCCCCAUUUCCAACGUCAUAGCGGUGGCCAAGAUUAUCACAAUGCUGCUCAUGAUUCUUCUUCCAGAAAAUGGCUACUUGGAUGUUUCCUCUUGUUAGUUUCCUGCAUAUGUUGGUCCCUCUGGCUUGUGUUUCAGGCUCAAAUUUUGAAAGCCUACCCUUCCAAGCUUACUUUCACAAGCGUUCAGUGCCUGUCGGGUGCAGUUCAGUCAUUUCUUGUUGCUAUUGCUUUGGAAAGAGAUCCUCACCAGUGGAAGCUGGGAUGGAACUUUAGACUGCUCGCAGUAGUUUACUGUGGGGUUGUUGUGACUGGUGUUGCAUACUUUUUGCAAGCAUGGGUGAUUGAAAAGAAGGGACCAGUUUUCCAUGCUGUGAUGAUACCAUCAAGCCUGGUCAUUACAAUUCUUGGCUCAGUGUUUCUCAUAGGGGAAACCAUUAAUCUAGGAAGUGUUUUGGGGGCAAUCUUGUUAGUGAUAAGCCUUUACAGUGUUUUAUGGGGAAAGAGCAAAGAACAGAACAAGGAUAGUGUGGGUUGUUUACCUGUUCAAGAUCAAACAGACUGUAGUACACAAGUGAAAGAAACACCAGUUAGCAGCAACAUCCCUCGGCCAUCAUUAUCGACGUCAUUAACAUGAUCCAUGUUCUUUGAUGUGUUUUUCUUCAAUCUAUUAUUUUCUUCUGCCAUUUUGUAAUUGUUUUAUAGUUUUCGACAAGCUUCUAAUUUGUAUUUGAGCU